This is a messenger RNA of Moneuplotes crassus, 709 nucleotides long. The record is from the annotation of a GenBank genome assembly. NCBI's taxonomy places the organism in Eukaryota, Ciliophora, Spirotrichea, Euplotida, Euplotidae.
AAAUAAUUAUCUAAUGAAUUCUUCCACUGAUACUAAAAUUUUCUCAGUUCUUUCUAAAGCAAGAGAAGAACUUGAAUCUCUGAAAGCCAAUUUAAAGAAAAUUUCUAAAUAGAAAUAAGAAAUUCUGGAAGUGGAAUACUGACAUGGAAAAAUAAAAUAGCAGAAUUAGUUGCAGAGUAUUAUGAGAUAAAUACACUGGAAGAUCUGUUUGAUCCAAGAAUUGAAGCGCUUUCCCAAGAUAUCAUCAUCCCUCCAUAUCAAAUUUGUGACUCUCUUUCGUGCACGAUGGCAAGUAUUUCAUCUGUUACUAUGCAAUUCCAAGGAGAAUUCAAAGAUAAGAUCUACAUGUUCUCAUUGAACAAAAAACCGGAAAAAGAUAUUUUCUUCUUUUUUGGAUCAUUGGAAUCAAGCGAACAGAUUCUUCUGUUCAGAGAGAAGGAUAUGAUUAAAGACAAAGUUCCUGAAAAUGACACUCCUUUAGUCAAAGCUUUUUCAUGUUUGAGUGGCACUGAAACAAUCAAGGAAAGACUCUCUUCAAUUGCCAGUGAGAUUAUAAUCCUCAGAGUAGAUGUUGAUCUUGAGAAAAUUAAAGAUACUGAGACAUUUAAUGCACCGGUGACAAGAGUAAAGGUGAUCGAAGGAAUAAACUACGGACUUGAAUACUCCAUGAUCUCAAAUGAGUAAUCUUUGCACAAAAAGUUGCAAUAAA